Molecule: messenger RNA, 816 nt
Organism: Dibothriocephalus latus
Lineage: Eukaryota; Metazoa; Platyhelminthes; Cestoda; Diphyllobothriidea; Diphyllobothriidae
Source: the annotation of a GenBank genome assembly
GCGGAAUGGAAAGACACACAGAGUCUUGUGCGCAUGGUCCGUAAGCUAGUGAACGCUGAUUAUCUUUAUUGGAUGGACGUUGUGCAAGAUGCUAACCCUUCCGCCGAAUCUGUGCAAGACCUAACUGACAUUGGCGGGAAGCUUCGUCAGGUAAAGUUGGAUGUCGACCAAAUUCUCCGAAACAUAACGAGUGCCGAUCAACAGUCCUCUGAUGCGGGCUCCACGAACCAGCCGUUGAAUUCCGGUCCGUACGACCCGGAGAAAAUCGGAAAGGAUCUUUUAAAUAGUAACAUAACAAAAUUGGCCAAUUUGAAUGUCUCUUACACGGAUCGUGAUCGCUUAAACGCCGUCCUUGAUCGUUACCAGUCUCGCUUGACUGACCAAAACAGUGGACCAAAUAUAAAUGGCUCGGCAGGCGACCACUCCAUCAUCUCCCAGAGCCAGGCGGGCAAAGCUAACGACACUGUUCUCAAGCAACAAUCAUCCCUUGUGGACCACGCUGGUAACAUUCGGCAAGGGGUCUCGUCCGCAACCGGAUGCCAUGAACACACAACUUAUGCUCGCGACGGCCAGUCGAAGAUUGAGUAUGACGACGUUCUCAGUCGCUACCGGUCUCGCUUGCCUGCCCAAAGCACUGAAUCGCAAAUAAAUGCCUCAGCAGGCGACAACUCCGUCGUUUCCCAGAGCCAUGUGAACAAAGCCCACGACACUUUUGUUGCCCCAACACUGGCCCUUCAUCAACAUGUCCGUUACAUCGACCAUUCGAUCUGCUGGGUGGUUUGCCUUUCCCGUGUCCACGAUUUGAACUCUUUGUAG